This is a messenger RNA of Coniophora puteana RWD-64-598 SS2, 2081 nucleotides long. RefSeq lists its product as uncharacterized. Bases 131 to 1897 code for a protein of 588 amino acids. Gene Ontology annotation, cellular component: plasma membrane; fungal-type vacuole. The record is from RefSeq and is a predicted model, not a curated record. The transcript is spliced from 9 exons. Lineage: Eukaryota; Fungi; Basidiomycota; Agaricomycetes; Boletales; Coniophoraceae. Gene Ontology annotation, biological process: monoatomic ion homeostasis; borate transport; monoatomic anion transport. Gene Ontology annotation, molecular function: borate efflux transmembrane transporter activity; solute:inorganic anion antiporter activity.
AGGAGACUGAGGAUUCCUUACAUUAUUCCGUCAACGACUGGCUUCUAUGCGCCUUGGCUCGCUCUCUUGAGCCUCUUCCGUCAGGAACCCGCGGCCGUCGCUGCACCCACUUGCAAUUGCUUGGAGAGCCAUGGCAGUCUACAGCGAAGCCCAGGUCCUUGAUCGGCCGCCCGAGUCCGGCGUCGCUGACAACUCCGUCAGAGAACACCCGGGCCUUUCCUCCGCGGAUGCCUCCACUACUCUUCGCAACGGCUCCAAUCGCAAGAGUCGCCUGCCUCGGUUCAUUGCUAGACUCGGCGCUGGAAUCAGGCAGGACGUCCGUGCUCGUGCGCCCUGGUAUAGGCGGGAUUGGACCGACGCUUGGAACUACCGUGUCGUACCCUCCACGGCGCUCAUUUUCUUCGCAAAUGUCCUCCCCGGCAUUGCAUUCUCCUUAGACCUUAUAGAAACGACCCAACAAUACGGCGUUGCAGAAGUGCUCAUAUCAUCAUUCAUGGCUGCCUUCGUUUUCUCUGUCUUUGGAGCCCAGCCGCUUACAAUUGCGGGCGUCACUGGGCCGAUCACAGUUUUUAACAAGACAAUUUACGACAUCAUAGAGAAGCAACCUAAUCCACCUAAUUACCUUCACUUUGUCGGCUGGGUCUAUCUCUGGAGUGCCAUCAUCCACUGGGUUACUGCCAUACUCAAUUGGUGCAACUUCCUCAAGUAUGUCACUCUUUUUUCAUGUGACACUUUCGGCUUCUACGUCUCUUGGGUCUACCUCCAGUAUGGCAUCCAAGUCAUCACCCGACAAUUUUAUACAUCCCCAAGCACAGAUGGCCCGCUCGUUAGCAUCAUCUGCGCCCUUCUCAUGCUCGUCACGUCGUUCCUCUUUCAAGCGCUCUCCCAGACACCCUACUUUCAUCGACACGUUCGUCGUUUCUUUGCUGACUAUGGCAUGCCCAUCUCUCUCGUGGCUGCCACGGGCGUCGCAUACUGGGGACGCUUCAAUAAGACGGAUCCCACCACGUUACCUGUAGGUGGUGCAUUCCAAGCCGCCAAUGGCAGAGAGUGGCUUGUCAGAUUCUGGCAGCUAGAAGGCAAGUGGGUCGGCGUAGCCUUGCCUUUUGGCAUCAUCCUCUGGGUCCUGUUCUUUUUCGAUCAUAACGUUUCUUCUCUUAUCGCGCAAGGCUCGCAGUUCCCACUACGAAAACCGCCUGGUUUUCAUUACGACUUUUUCUUGCUCGGAAUCACCACUUUCAUUGCUGGCCUCAUCGGAGUUCCAGCUCCUAAUGGGUUGAUACCACAAGCUCCUAUCCAUACCACUUCACUACUUGUCAUGGGCCGCCCAACUAAAAAAGAUUUAGACGAGGAAGAACGUGUAUCUGGCUCUCGUGCACCUGCAGAGGGAGAGAAAGGGUCGUAUGAUCCGGCGUUAGCGCAAGUUGAGGUUCCUGUAGCUGUGGUAGAGCAAAGAGUGUCCAACUUGGCACAAGGUGCUCUCUGCCUGGUCUUGCUCACCGGGCCCUUCUUGCACAUCCUUAGUCUCAUACCGAGAGGGGUACUUGCCGGACUGUUCUGGUUCAUGGGUGCCGAUGCCCUGCAAGGCAAUGGAAUUACCGUGAAGAUUUUGUAUCUGAUCCGCGAUAGGUCGCUCACACCCCCCGACGAACCGCUGCGCAAGGUGCGGAAAUCGCGGCUUCUGCUUUUCAUAGCAGUACAGCUUGUUGCCUUCGGGGCGACGUUCGCUAUUACGCAGACCAUAGCCGCCAUUGGAUUCCCGGUGAUAAUUUUACUGCUGGUGCCUAUCAGAACCAUGCUCGUACCUCGCCUACCAUUUACACCAGAGGAGAUAGCCAUUCUUGAUGGCCCCACCGCCUCACCUUUCACAAUGGAAUCUGUUGGCGGAUCUCUUUAGCACAUUUCGAGAGCUGCUAUCAAGGAAAUAAUAUGAGAUACAAGCAAGGAGGCCCCCUCAAAAUAGAAGCUCAGCGCACGUUUAGAACUCUCGUACUACUACAGACAAAGACGCUCAGUGCCUGUUCAUUAGCAGCGCAUACGCAUGUCUACAAGUACCGCAUUCACGCGUAUAUAUCAGUGGC